CCGCCAGCAUCAUGGCCAGCCCAAGAACCAGGAAGGUCCUUAAAGAAGUGAGGGUGCAGGAUGGGAACAACGUGUGUUUUGAGUGUGGUGCGUUUAAUCCUCAGUGGGUCAGUGUGACCUAUGGCAUCUGGAUCUGCCUGGAGUGCUCGGGAAAACACCGCGGGCUUGGGGUGCACCUCAGCUUUGUGCGCUCUGUGACUAUGGACAAGUGGAAGGACAUUGAGCUGGAGAAGAUGAAAGCGGGUGGGAAUGCUAAAUUCCAAGCGUUCCUGGAGUCUCAGGAGGAUUACGACCCCUGCUGGUCCUUGCAGGAGAAGUACAGUAGCAGAGCGGCAGCCCUCUUCAGGGAUAAGGUGGCCGCCCUGGCUGAAGGCAGAGAGUGGUCUCUGGAGUCAUCACCAGCCCAGAACUGGACCCCCCCUCAACCCAGGAUGCUGCCGUCCACUGCCCACCGAGCCUCUGGCCAGCUGCAGAAUGUGACCACAUCCUCAGACAAGGCUUUUGAAGACUGGCUGAACGAUGACCUUGGCUCCUAUCAAGGGACCCAGGGGAAUCGCUACAUGGGGUUUGGGAACACAGCGCCACCUCAGAAGAGAGAGGACGACUUCCUCAACAAUGCCAUGUCUUCCCUGUACUCGGGCUGGAGCAGUUUUACCUCCGGAGCCAGCAGGUUUGCUUCAGCAGCUAAGGAGGGUGCUACAAAAUUUGGAUCCCAAGCAAGUCAAAAGUUUUGGGGUCACAAGCAGCAGCCAGAGCCGGCUUCGGAGUUGGGCCACAGCCUGAACGAGAACGUCCUCAAGCCUGCCCAGGAGAGGGUAAGGGGCUGCACCCACGGGUGAAGUGCUUGUCACCCCCCAGCCUUCAUUUCUAGGGAAGCAGGUGUGUUCCUGUUCUCAGCCCCGCCUGGCCGCCCACUCUGCUCUUCAGGCACUGAUGUCCUCCUCCUGUGGCUGGGGCCUCUGAGAUCCCCCCAGCCUGUCCCCUCCCCUGCCUAGGGCCCCUUCUCACUCCCUUCUCUCUGCCUCAUUCCCACACGGCCCUAGCCAUGGUGCAUAGAGGAGGCUCAGGCUGGGGACAGUGCCUGCUUGUCCUCAGAGGAGGUUGUGGUGACAGAGACCUUUAGGGGAGACCAGCCUGAGCCUCACCAGUUCCUCCCCCCCUCACAGCAGGGAGGCAGCAUGGCUGGGGGACUGACUCAGUGGACAGGUCUCUGUCAGCUUUUCCUCGACUUGCAGUGUCCUGGUCAUUAGCAGGCGGUAGGUGCCAUGUUGGCAGUGACUGCUGGAGCAGCUCCUAGACCUUAAAGUGACAGUCUUGUGAUUCUGAAGUUAUUUUGGGGGUCACUGUAGAGCUUUUUGGGACGCAAACACGUUAGAUGUCUACAUGCACUUGCGGCUUCAGACACUGUCACAGCUGUGUUGCCGUUCUCCUGUGCAGCUCUCACUGGACUUUUCCACUCCCAACCCCCACUGACGACGCUGUUUCAAUG
Galeopterus variegatus (Sunda flying lemur) is the source of this 1489-nucleotide messenger RNA. It is a transcript of the gene ARFGAP1, whose product is annotated as ADP-ribosylation factor GTPase activating protein 1. Gene Ontology annotation, cellular component: Golgi membrane. The record is from RefSeq and is a predicted model, not a curated record. The transcript has 11 exons. Lineage: Eukaryota; Metazoa; Chordata; Mammalia; Dermoptera; Cynocephalidae. Gene Ontology annotation, molecular function: GTPase activator activity. Bases 12 to 839 code for a protein of 275 amino acids. Gene Ontology annotation, biological process: regulation of ARF protein signal transduction; regulation of endocytosis.